Molecule: messenger RNA, 384 nt
Organism: Miscanthus lutarioriparius
Lineage: Eukaryota; Viridiplantae; Streptophyta; Magnoliopsida; Poales; Poaceae
Source: the annotation of a GenBank genome assembly
AUGUCCCUGAUGACCACCUGUUCCGCCUUCUCCGCCACUCUCCUUCCGUUCCAGCCGCCGCCUCGACUCUCCGUGGCCCGCCUGCGCCUCCACCCCCGCCGUCGCGCUCUGGUCCGCUGCGCCGCGGUGUCCGAGAUUGCCCCGGCCGCCUCAGCGGCCUACGGCGUCCUCCUCCUGGGCGGCGGCGCCUUUGCAUAUGCGAGGUCGGGGAGUAAAGGCUCCAUCUACGGAGGGCUGGCUGGAGCUGCGCUCAUGGGCGCUGCCUAUUAUCUGAUGCAGUCGCCUGAGACGAUGGCAGCAGGUGAUGCUGUUGGAUUUGGAUCUGCCUUUUUAUUUGCCUGCGUGUUUGGUAUGUUCCACAUUUUUGUGCUUCAGGUCCCAUGA